This is a messenger RNA of Caenorhabditis bovis, 2148 nucleotides long. The record is from the annotation of a GenBank genome assembly. NCBI's taxonomy places the organism in Eukaryota, Metazoa, Nematoda, Chromadorea, Rhabditida, Rhabditidae.
AUGCUCCUACUAUUAUUCUAUUAUUUGUGUAUUACCAUAUUCGGACGGCAUUCAGCGGUUUUUGCCGAUUUGCAUUCGCUUCUUUCAUCGGCGCCGAGUUUCUCGGAGCCACGUGGCACUCCUGUUGUUCGCCCACUCUCGUAUGAUCUACAAUUGCAAUUUCCACUAUCUGAAGUUUCCGAUCCGGAUGUUCCUUUAUUCACUGGCCGAUGUGUUCUUCAAUUCGAGCUGGUUAACCAAAUAGGGCUCGAAACUGCGUUUUUGAGUGAUUCGACUAGUAAUCGCGCACGGUUAAAGUUUGAUAUCAGUAUGCUUGAUCAUUUUGAGAAUGUUUCGUUGAUUUUUAAUGGAAACGAGCUUGACAUUUUCAAUGUUCUUCUUACGGAUGACUCGAUGGAGAUUUCUUUGGAUCAGCCAGUGCUCUUCACCGGCCGCUACACUUUGACAAUUCAUCGUUACAAGGGUUUGAUCGGUGCAGCGAUAUACUACAGGUGUGUGAUAGACACAAACAGUGAAGGCGUCCGCUUCUUUCUGGAUGCUGGUGAGCACGCAGCGUUUGGCUCAAGCCUUUACCCGAAUAAGGCGCCGGCAGUAUUUCCGUCGUUUUUGUCGGCAACACUGAAAGCCACAUUCUCGAUAUCGAUAAUUCAUCCAAUCGGAACCAUUGCUUUAACAUCGGGCGCGAAUGAUUCAGCGCCGCAGGAAAUCGAUCAAAAUUGGCAGAUCACUAGCUUUGCCACAACUCCUUCAAUUGCGCCAUCGAUGCUAUGCUUCGCGCUUCUUCCAUUAGAAUACACCAAAAUCGAUUCAUCGUAUACGGGCAUUAAUAUGACGGUGCACUACAACAGAUACCGUAUCCAAGCAACUCAGGCGAAACAUUUAUUGCAUACUGCAACACAAGUUUUGUCGCUUUUAAAAGAACUUUUCUCGUCAAUUCUACCGGUUGCCAAAAUCGAUAUAAUCACAAUGAAUGAUGUUGGACAUAGCGCUUGUUUUGGAGCCCUCAUUGUUCCGGAAGCCUCGUUUUUCUCGGCUGAUUACGCGAAUCAGGUUCAGAUGUUGGCCAUGUGGCUCGCAAAACAAUGGAUUGGCGGUCUCGCAGCGAUUUCUGAGGGGGAGCAGAUGUGUUUGCAGGAGGACCUUGUAGCUUUUAUUGCGCUGAAAGUGACUAAACGAAUGACUAAUGAUGAGCAUCUACGGUUGAGCAAUUUGGCGAAGGUCACGCUAACAGAGGACAUCUUUCUUCCGGGAGAAACUUUGAAUCUCAAUGAGCAUCCAAAUGAGCUCGAGAUUGGCGAGAAAUGCGGUUUGAAGGGUGUCUUCUUGUUGGAAUCCAUCGAAGGUUUGACGGAUGAGAAGUAUGUGAUUCAGAAGAUCAAUGAAUUGGUGUACAACUCGAAACAAGGAUCCUAUUCACUUCGGGAUGUUCUUGGACUUCUGAAUCGAACCGUCGAUGGCGAUAUCUAUAUCUCACAGCUUCUCCAUUUUUGGAGAGAUCACGGCGGAUUGCCUUAUAUGAAUGUGGAUCGGAUUGGAUCGACAAUCAAGGUUACUCAAGACGAAGGCAAUUUAACAGUGAAAAAUGGCAAAGGAAUUUGGGAGCGAAUGCCGCUGUGGCCGCUUCCGCUGCGAUUCACCGAAUUCAAAUUGCCCAUCCAGCUCAUGAUCAGUCAAGGCGUGCAUCUCUCGCCGGUUCGCGACGGCCACAUAUUUGCGAAUCUCGGUUUUCCGCAUUUUUAUCGCGUCAAUUAUGAUAUCGACACGUGGCGAAAUAUCAAGAAUAUUCUAACGGAAAACGCGACGCUUUACACGCCGAGCGAACGAUUUCAGCUCGUCUCCGAUUUUUGUCAUUUCUAUUCGAUGAAAGCAUUACCUGAACCAGCAGCAUCAGUUCUUCGCAACGAAUACGUCCAGCUCAUCCGCCUCCGACCCACCUCAUUCCCAAUAUGCGAUGCUGCCAUCUACCAAUGUGUGGUGACGCACGAGCACACUCGACCUAAACACAUUGACCGCAUAACAAUGAUACAAUUACGACGACGAGUCUUCGAAUCGCUGACGAAUGCCUCAGAAAUGGAGUGCAGGACCGGCGACGCUCACGAUGCUUUAAAUGAAGUGUGCACCCGAUUAUACGGUCUCGCUUGCUUAUAA